AGGGUAGCAUACAUAUAUAAUACCGCACCAGUUCUUUGAACUACAAUUUGCCGGCCGGUAUUCAGCAGUUAAUUUUGCAUUUAACGUCGUCUAACAAAAAAAUUAACUCAAGAUGCCUCAUUACAAGCUAACUUAUUUCCCAGUUAAAGCUUUGGGAGAGCCAAUCCGUUUUCUUUUCAGCUAUGGCGGAGUUGAAUUUGAGGACUACCGCUUUGACAGAGAAGACUGGCCAAAACUAAAGCCUGAGACGCCAUUUGGCCAAGUUCCUGUAUUGGAAGUUGAUGGAAAAAAAGUCUGCCAAUCUGUAGCUAUAUGCCGCUACUUGGCUAAACAGUUUGGUGUGGCUGGUAAGAAUGAUUGGGAAGCCCUUGAAAUUGAUUCUACUGUUGACACCAUUCAUGAUCUCCGUCUAAAAAUUGGUGCUUACCAUUAUGAGACCAAUGAGCAAAUCAAGGCUGAGAAAAAGAAAGUUGCCCUAGAGUUGCUGCCAUUCUACUUGGAACGUUUAGACGCUCAGGUGAAGAAAAACGGUGGCCACUUUGUGGGCGGUGCUUUUACCUGGGCUGACCUUACUUUCGUCGCUUUGCUCGACUACCUGAACUUCAUGAUGGGAUCCAACAUCAUCGAGAAAUACGAGAAUUUGACACAAUUGAAGAACAAGGUUCUCGCUAUACCCCAAAUUAAGAGCUGGGUCGCGAAACGUCCCGAAUCCGAUGCUAAAAUGUCCAACUACAAGUUAACAUACUUCAAUCUCACCGGGCUCGGUGAACCAAUCAGGUUCAUCUUGCACCAAAGUGGCAUCAAAUUCGAAGACAAGAGAUUUACCUUCGAAGAAUGGCCCGAACUUAAAUCUCAGAUGCCAUUGGGUCAGGUGCCCGUUUUGGAAAUCGACGGCAAACUUUACCAUCAAUCGAAAGCCAUCUGUCGUUUCCUUGCAAGGAAGAACAACCUAAGCGGUUCCAACGAACAGGAAUCAUACGAAAUCGACGCUACCGUUGACACAAUCGAUGACUUGAGAGUUGCAUUUUCACAAUAUUACUGGGAGAAGGACCCCGCUGCCAAGGGUAGGUUGAAGGAGGUACUUGAAACCAAACGACCCACCAUUCUUCAGAAACUCGAAGCACAGGUGAAGAAAAACGGAGGAUACUUCGUUGGUGGAAAGCUUUCCUGGGCUGAUCUUUUGUACUCCGCCUCAUCAGAGAUGUUGUCCGCCAUCUACGAGUCCGACGUGAAUAAGGAUUACCCAGAGCUGAAGAAGUUGGUGGACAAAGUAAGAGCGUUGCCGAAGAUCAAGGCUUAUCUGGACCACCGCCCAAAAGGCCUGUUCUAGACGUGACGAGGAUAAGAUCUCUGCUGUCUUAUCAUUUCAAAUGAUUUGUUUUGUAUUUCUUAUUUCAUGUUCGAUACGAACGGUCAAUAAUCAUUCUUAUUUUAGAGAAUUGUAAUUAAUUUUAAAAGUAUUUCUAAUUUGCACACUUUGUUAUGUACGUUUGAUAAAUAAAUAUUUUAUCGAAUA
Messenger RNA from Osmia bicornis bicornis, 1516 nucleotides. RefSeq names its product glutathione S-transferase-like. Bases 113 to 1330 code for a protein of 405 amino acids. Gene Ontology annotation, biological process: glutathione metabolic process. The transcript has 8 exons. Gene Ontology annotation, molecular function: glutathione transferase activity. The record is from RefSeq and is a predicted model, not a curated record. Lineage: Eukaryota; Metazoa; Arthropoda; Insecta; Hymenoptera; Megachilidae.